AUGCCUUCAGCCGUAGAAAUGGUCAGUAUCGCUGCCGAUGACACCAGAGUCCUCGGACAGGAUCCUCUGAUCCCUCCCGCUCUUCUCACCUCCGAGAUCCCUCUCCCCGAGAAGGCCACAAACACCGUUGUCAAGGGCCGUCAAGAUGCUGCCGACAUUGUUCUUGGUGAGAGCGACAGGCUUCUCGUCGUUGUCGGCCCCUGCUCCAUUCACGACCCUGUCGCCGCUCAGGAAUACGCUUCCAGACUCAAGGAGCUCUCUGACAAGCUCUCCGACGAUCUCUGCAUCGUGAUGCGCGCCUACCUCGAGAAGCCCCGAACAACCGUUGGCUGGAAGGGUCUCAUCAACGAUCCCGAUAUCGAUAACUCUUUCAAGAUCAACAAGGGCCUCCGUGUUUCCCGCCAGCUGUUCGUUGACUUGACCAGCAAGGGUCUACCUAUUGCCACCGAGAUGCUCGAUACCAUUUCUCCUCAGUUCCUUGCCGACUGUAUCUCUGUCGGUGCUAUUGGUGCCCGUACUACCGAGUCCCAGCUGCACCGUGAGCUCGCUUCCGGUCUGUCUUUCCCUGUUGGUUUCAAGAACGGCACAGACGGUAGCCUUGGUGUUGCCAUUGACGCUAUUGGCGCUGCUGCUGCUCAGCACCACUUCAUGGGUGUCACAAAGCAAGGCCUUGCUGCUAUUACCCGCACCAAGGGUAACGAACACUGCUUUGUUAUUCUCCGUGGUGGAACCAAGGGCACAAACUUCGACAAGGAGAGUGUCCAGGCUGCCAAGAAGGUCCUUCAGGACAAGAAGCAGAAGGAGGCUAUCAUGAUUGAUUGCUCCCACGGUAAUUCUUCCAAGAACCACAAGAACCAGCCCAAGGUUGCCAAGGUCGUUGGUGAACAACUUCGUGAAGGUGAGAAGGCCAUCAUUGGUGUUAUGAUCGAGUCCAACAUUGGCGAGGGUAACCAAAAGGUUCCCGCCGAAGGCCCUGCUGCUCUCCAGCGUGGUGUCAGCAUCACUGAUGCUUGCAUCAACUGGGAGGACACAGCCGUUGUGCUCGAGGACUUGGCUGAUGCUGUCCGCACUCGCCGCAAGGUCAACCGCUCUUAG
Messenger RNA from Fusarium musae, 1095 nucleotides. RefSeq names its product 3-deoxy-7-phosphoheptulonate synthase (gene ARO4). NCBI's taxonomy places the organism in Eukaryota, Fungi, Ascomycota, Sordariomycetes, Hypocreales, Nectriaceae. The record is from RefSeq and is a predicted model, not a curated record. Gene Ontology annotation, biological process: aromatic amino acid biosynthetic process. Gene Ontology annotation, cellular component: cytoplasm. Gene Ontology annotation, molecular function: 3-deoxy-7-phosphoheptulonate synthase activity. The transcript has 3 exons. Bases 1 to 1095 code for a protein of 364 amino acids.